This is a messenger RNA of Trichophyton rubrum CBS 118892, 459 nucleotides long. RefSeq lists its product as uncharacterized. Gene Ontology annotation, cellular component: membrane. The coding region runs from base 1 to 459 and encodes 152 amino acids. The transcript has 3 exons. NCBI's taxonomy places the organism in Eukaryota, Fungi, Ascomycota, Eurotiomycetes, Onygenales, Arthrodermataceae. The record is from RefSeq and is a predicted model, not a curated record.
AUGCAUAACAUUAUCCUCAUCCUUCGCGGCAUCCAGGCCCUUCUGGCCGUUGUUACUCUGGGGCUGAUCGCAUACUUUGUUAACUGGGUCCGCGAAAGAAUUGUAUUCGGAAGCCUCGACAGUGCCAACUUCUUACUUUUCGACAGCAUCUGGACACUCUUCAUCGCCUUGCCAUUCAUCGUCUUCUCGCCCAAAUUCUUCCCAGCGCUCGCUCACCAGUAUGCGCUUCUCGGUGUUGAGGCAGCCACUGUUCUUUUCUGGUUCUCUGCCUUCAUUUCCCUGGCUGUCGAUACCAGUAAUAUUGGAGAGUGUACAGUAUGCAGCGUGGUCAAGGCUGCUAUAGCUUUUGGUGCUUUCGAAUGGGCGGCUUUCGUUGCUACGUUCGUACUCAACGUGAUGCCUAUGAUUAACAACCGAAACAAAGGGUCCUCCGGAGGCCAAGAGCAACCUGCAGUCUAG